AUGUCCGAGCCUGCCCAAGAUGCCGACUCAUCACAGAGUCGAGUCGGCCACUUUUUCUAUCGCGCACUGGCAGAAGUUGGCCUCAUCCCUUUGUGGCAGUCGCCGCUAGACACAAAGCUUCUCUGUGCCCAGCGCUUUGUACGGCUGUUUGCCUAUGGCGGCUCAACACUAGUGCUCGCUUCGUAUCUCUCCGCCCUCGACAUCUCUGACGAGAAGAUUGGUCUGUUCAUGACCCUGACUUUGGUUGGAGAUGUGGUCAUCAGUUUUUUUCUGACCCUGUUCGCCGACACCGUCGGGCGCAAGGCGGUCCUGAUGCUCGGGUCAGCUCUGAUGUGUGCGAGUGGUAUUGUGUUUGGUCUGACAAGUAAUUACUGGGCAUUGCUUGCAGCUGCUGUUUUUGGGGUUAUUAGCCCAAGCGGCAAUGAAAUUGGGCCAUUUAGGGCUGUUGAAGAAUCAACUAUUGCUCACAUCACCUCGAAAGAGGACAUGAGUGAUAUAUUUGCUUGGUAUUCUCUGAUCGGCACUGCAGGAACAGCCCUAGGAAUGAUGGUAUGUGGCUGGAUCAUGACGGUCUUGCAAGACAUCAAGGGCUGGGAUUUUGUCCCCGCCUGCCGAAUUGUUUUCUUCGUGUAUGCUGUUGUUGGCGCUAUCAAGUUUCUUUUGACUGCCGGUCUGAGUAUCAGUGUUGAGGCAGCGAAGAAGCAGAAACAGCAGAAGAAGAAACAACAGAGUACUUCGACACAACCGAAUCCAGAACAAAGCUCUGAGACGGCGCCUCUACUUGGUUCUAAUGUCCAGGAGAAUGUCGCAAAUGACGAACCCGCACCAAAGAAACGGAUUGUUUGGUUCUUGCCUGGUGUUCAGGCGGAGUUUGUGAGCUUGGUGACUAGCUUGCUAUUGCUCUUUGCUCUGGACUCUUUUGCAUCUGGAUUAGCUUCAUUGUCGUGGGUUACUUAUUUCUUCCGAAGAAAGUUUGGCCUGUCAGAAGGCGGACUCGGGUCUUUCUUCUCUGCGGCGAGUGUCAUCCAAGCCAUCUCUAUGCUGAUCGCUUCAUCAAUCGCAAAGCGAUUCGGAAACGUCAAGACAAUGGUCUUCACACAUCUCCCAUCGGCUAUAUGCUUAGCAUUGAUCCCCAUUCCAUCCUCACUCCCCUUUGCCAUGGCGUUUGUGGUCUUGCGUGCCUGCACCCAAAACAUGGACGUAGCGCCUCGGUCCGCGUUUUUGGCCACUGCACUUCCGCCCGACCAGCGAACUGCCCUUAUGGGCACGCUCAAUGUCGUCAAGACAAGCGCAUCCAGCUUGGCUCCUCUUCUGACCGGGUUCCUUGCUUCUCGAGGGCUAUUUUGGGUCGCCUUUGUUGCGGCGGGUUCUUUAAAGGCUACAUAUGACAUCGGCAUGUUGAUCACCUUUGGAGGAAUGGAUAGAAAGCAUAAAGAGCAGGCUAUACGUCGGGACGAAGAAAACGGAUCUGGUAGGAGUUAA
Messenger RNA from Talaromyces proteolyticus, 1482 nucleotides. Its product is annotated as MFS transporter. Gene Ontology annotation, molecular function: transmembrane transporter activity. Gene Ontology annotation, biological process: transmembrane transport. Bases 1 to 1482 code for a protein of 493 amino acids. Gene Ontology annotation, cellular component: fungal-type vacuole membrane. The transcript is spliced from 4 exons. The record is from RefSeq and is a predicted model, not a curated record. Lineage: Eukaryota; Fungi; Ascomycota; Eurotiomycetes; Eurotiales; Trichocomaceae.